Messenger RNA from Prunus armeniaca (apricot), 765 nucleotides. NCBI's taxonomy places the organism in Eukaryota, Viridiplantae, Streptophyta, Magnoliopsida, Rosales, Rosaceae. The record is from the annotation of a GenBank genome assembly.
AUGGACCACUUGCCAGUUGGUCCCAGGAUGUCCGAUGCGCCGGUGUCAUCAGCAUCAUCAGUGGCGCAACCUGUUAGCGCCAGACGUCGUCACCGCCCCGCCAGCACCAUUGACACCAUAUCAACAGACACUUCUGGUGCGUCGGGCGAAGAAGAACACCGGGGUCCGUGUCGGCAGUUGAAGACGGCGAAGGUCACCUGGGUGACCAACAGUCGUAUCAACAUCAAAUACGACGAGCGGCAUCGGGCUGCCCCGACGGCGGAAUUGCAAAGCUCUUUGGCCCACGAGAUUGGUCAUGUCGUUCGGACCCAUUGCCAUAUGCAAUGGAAGUCUUGGAAGGUCAUGCCUAACGAGAUCAAAAUGAAGGUGCGCAGACAGUUGUCGACGAACUACAAUUUAAAGGACCUCCAUGAUGAGUCGUUGGCGUACGUCAACAGACUCUUUACUCAGAGGUACAAGCAGUGGAAGAGCAACUUGCACCACUAUUUUAAGGCAUUUGAUGAUCCGCAAGUCGCUCUUCAUGAGGGUUGCCCGAAGGAGCUUGAGGGGCGGGAGGAUAGUUGGGCGUGGCUCUGCGCUCAUUUUCAGGCGCCCGAAUAUGUGAAUAAGGCCACAGCAAAUAAGGGCAACAGGAACAAGAAAACUCUUCUCCACCAUUCAGGUUCCAGGCCCUUCUUGUAUAGGAUGGACGCACGACGGCGGGGGGGGGUCCAAAUUCCCGGAGAUCGACAUCUUUGGCGACGUUUAUGUUCGACUUGGGAAUGA